UUAAUUUCUUGUUUAUAGAAGGAUGAACAAUUCCAUUCUAUAUCUGCUACUUCUGGUGUUCGCAGUGCAAUGUUGCAGUGGACAAACAAGAACAGCCAGAACUACUAUUACUGAAAGCGUAUAUUACGAUACCAUUGCAUCUAGCCAAGUUUCCCUUGUUUAUUUUUAUGUGUCCAGCUCAAAUGAUGAGUAUAUGAACUUUCUAGAUGGCUUCUACGAAGCAUCAGACUAUCUUAAAGAUUUUAAGAUAAAACUUUCUGUGGUAAAUUGUAAUACAGCUUUUAUUCAAAAGUACUGUAGCGAAAAAGAAGAAAUUCUAAUGUCCAAAGUGUUUGUCUUCAGGAAUGGUGCAUCAUUGACAGACCUUGCAAUAGACACCCUAUUUGACAUUAAUUCCAUUGUAUCCAGUGUCUUACACCUGGUUCUUCUACAAGAAGUGCCAAUCGUACAGAACCAUCAAGAACUAGAGUCACUACUGCACACUGCCCGAGGAAAACAAGAUGUCAUAUUCAGUAAGGUGAUGGCCAUUGGGACACCAGAGCAUAGAGCAUUUAUGGAAGCUGCUUUUGCUUAUGGUCACCGGUAUAAAUUUUUAGUGACUACUAGUGUAAGAAAUGUUUUGAAAGAGAGGUAAGAUUAUCAACUGUACU
This is a messenger RNA of Anneissia japonica, 650 nucleotides long. RefSeq names its product thioredoxin domain-containing protein 16-like. The coding region runs from base 23 to 634 and encodes 203 amino acids. Lineage: Eukaryota; Metazoa; Echinodermata; Crinoidea; Comatulida; Comatulidae. The transcript has 6 exons. The record is from RefSeq and is a predicted model, not a curated record.